Messenger RNA from Musa acuminata subsp. malaccensis (wild Malaysian banana), 3074 nucleotides. The record is from RefSeq and is a predicted model, not a curated record. Lineage: Eukaryota; Viridiplantae; Streptophyta; Magnoliopsida; Zingiberales; Musaceae.
AUUCAACUGUAGUACUUGAUCACCAUGUGUAAUCCUCUGCUAUCUUCUCCAUAUUACGUGAGGGUUGCUGCUAUUCUGCUUGUUUUUCUCUUUGUCAAUUCCCCCAUCUGUCCUGCUGGCUUCACUUGUCAAGACAAUGAGAGGCAAGCCCUCUUCCAAUUCAAGAUAGGACUCAAGGAUCCUGGUAAUCGACUGUCUUCUUGGGACGUGACCACCGACUGCUGCUUGUGGAAGGGAGUUUCCUGUGACAAUAGGACAGGGCAUGUAAUUGGAUUAGACCUUCACAAUGAUCACAAUGAACACCAGCACCGAUACCAGGAGCAGAGUGUUUCAGAUGACAGAUGGGCCUUGGGAGGUGAACUUAGUCCGUGUUUGCUCGCCAUCGAGCAUUUGACUACUCUGGACCUCAGUGGCAAUUACUUCGGAAAUAUGCUCAUACCUCAUUUCUUGGGCUCCUUCAAGCAGUUGGCCACUCUGAGACUGUCAAGAGCAGGCUUUGGUGGAAGAAUACCUCACCAGCUUGGCAAUCUCUUGAGCCUGCACCAACUUGAUCUUUCGAACAACGGGCAUUCCCUCCUGCUUGACGAUUGCUGGUGGCUCUCUAAUCUCACCUCUUUGCAACACCUAGACUUGAGCUUUGUUAACUUUGGAAUUGCAGCCAACUGGCUGGAGGCACUGAACGCACUCCACUCCAUACUCGAGAUACGCCUGUCUCAGUGUGGCCUUCUGAAUGGCAUUCCCAGCUCUUUUCAGCACUUAAAUUUAACAUCACUAGUCACCCUUGAUCUCUCAGAUAACUACUCCAAUUCUACCCUGCCUACCUGGCUGUUUGAUCUAAAAAGUCUUCAAAAUCUCUUCCUCAGAGGGAACUACUUUUAUGGCUCUAUUCCUGCGAGUAUCGGUAACAUGUCUUCUCUCACUGUACUAGAACUCUCUGAUAGGUUUUCUCUUAGAGGUUCAAUCCCCGGGGCUCUUGGGAACCUCUGUAAGCUGCAGCAGCUCGAUCUGACAUGGUCACCUCUCAGACAAAAUUUAAGUGACAUGAAGGAAAUAUUUUCUGGAUGCGUCAAGAAUAGCUUAACAAAAUUGAGCUUGCGAGGUGCUUCUCUCAGUGGUUAUCUUCCAGAAUGGAUAGGGGAUUUCCAGAAUCUCAAAAUUUUGGAUUUAUCUAUGAACUCACUAUCCGGUAAGCUGCCUUCCUCACUUGGAAGAUUACUAUCUCUACAACAGUUGAGUCUGUAUGGAAAUGAACUGAAUGGUGAUGUUCCGGAAACCAUUGGAUGGCUCUCAGAGCUAGUUAUCUUGAAGCUUGGCCUGAAUUCUUUCAAAGGUGGUCUGUCUGAGAACUUUUUUGCUAAUCUGACAAAGUUAAAGAACCUUGGUCUUUCCUCCACGUCCUUGGCUUUGAAUGUAAGACCAGACUGGAAACCUCUAUUCCGGCUCGAGUACAUUAACAUGAGUUCAUGCAUAUUAGGACCUCAAUUUCCUUCAUGGAUUAAAACACAAGAGAGCCUGUCCUCGCUGCACAUGUAUGACGUUAACAUUUCAGAUUCCAUACCUGAUUGGUUUUGGAACUUUUCAUCCAGCUUGGAGUUCAUUGAUCUCUCUCACAAUGGUAUCAGAGGUAUGCUGCCAGACUUAUCAGAGCUAUCUGACAGUAAGCUCACCUAUGUGGAUCUGAGUUGCAACUUGUUGGAGGGGACAGUGCCACAAUUUCCUAGAAGUAUAUCCUAUCUGUUUCUGUCGAAUAACUCAUUUUCAGGGCUUAUUCCUCCUGGCAUCCACAAGACAAUGCCCAAAUUGCAAUACUUGUUCUUGUCAAAGAACAAUCUUAGUGGCAGCAUACCUUUAUUUCCGUGUAAUUUGGAGGAGCUGAUAGCUCUCGAUUUAUCAGACAAUCAUCUAUCUGGAGAACUCCCUGAUUGCUGGAAGGGUUCUUCAAACUUGCAGGAUUUGGAUUUCUCUCAAAAUGAGAUAUCCGGACAGAUUCCCAUCUCAAUUUCUCAUCUGACAUCCCUGGAGCAUUUGAUCUUGAGAGGAAAUAGACUGUCUGGUGGUCUUCCGUCUUCCCUUGAUAGUUGUCGGGCAAUGGUGUUACUUGAUCUCAGUUAUAACCAGUUAUCUGGAGAAAUAACAUGGAUGGACAGAAGCUUCUCAAAUUUAAAAUUUCUUAACCUUAGGGCCAAUAUGUUCAGUGGCAACCUACCUCCGUUAUCUCAGCUAAAUUCUCUACGAAUCUUGGACCUCUCGAGAAACAAUUUUUCUGGAAACAUUCCCAAGAGCUAUGGUAAUUUGCGUGCCAUGUCUUAUUCCCUCAACCACGUGCCAAGUGAAACUGCUUCCUACUCCCAUGUUGCCAUGAACCUAGAAAUCAAGGGUUUAUAUAUCCAGUUCAGCAAUGUGCUUAAUCUGGUAGCGGCCAUAGAUCUGUCAAAAAAUCACUUAUUGGGACCUAUCCCUGAAGAACUGACAGAUCUUUAUGGAUUGAGAUUUUUGAAUUUAUCUGGAAAUAAUCUAACAGGGCACAUCCCAGACAAAAUAAACUUAUUAAAGGUUUUGGAGGCUCUUGAUUUAUCAAGCAACAAUCUGUCAGGUGCAAUUCCUCCCAGCUUUGGUCAACUAAAUUUCUUGAGCUACAUGAAUUUAUCUUACAACAACCUAUCGGGAAGAAUUCCAAUUUCAGGUCAACUUUCAACUUUCGAUUCAACAAUUUAUGUAGGUAAUCAAGGCCUUUGUGGUAUUCCUUUGCAUGAGUGCCAAGAUAAGGUCAGUAUAAAAGACGAAGCUCAUUUAACCAGUCCUGAGAUUUGGUUGCACCUCAGUGCAGAGCUGGUCAUGUUUAUGCUUCUGCUAUAGCUGGUUAUUGGAUCAAAGUUCCUGGAAGUUGGCUGCCCCUUGGAGUCUGCAUCCAUUUCAUCUGUAAAAGCUGUGGAAAAGGUGAAAGGCACUUCUUAUACCCAACUUAUAUGACUGCCACCCUGUUCUUUGCUUGAUCUUGUUGGGAUGAUGUGUCAAAACAUUAACCCUACAAAUAAGCCCUCUCUUUGGUUGCUCCAGCAUAUGGAUGAUUUCAC